AUUCCAUAGCCUUCCUGGCGGUAUUCCUGAGUGUAGCUCGGGGUAAAGUUUCAGUACCACAAGUGGUAACCCCGAGCUACACUCGGGCUUACCAUGCGGCGCUGCUCCACGAUCCCUCGAUUACUUACCUUGUCCUGUGCUCCCGCAAUGUCCCCCCUGCAGUGUCCCCAGCAAUGUAAUCCGGCGGAUGCCGGCAUCUGUCAUCUGGGUUCCGUCCCCUGCGAGCGUCGGGACGUACGGGGGAUGGAAUGGUGGGAAAUUUGAAAAUGACAAAAAGUGACAUUCACUAAAUACACUAAAAUCUCAUAGUAUUACAUUACUGUAUCAAACCAUUUCACAUACAU
Molecule: messenger RNA, 344 nt
Organism: Staurois parvus
Lineage: Eukaryota; Metazoa; Chordata; Amphibia; Anura; Ranidae
Source: the annotation of a GenBank genome assembly